GAAAAACACAAAGGGGAAACCAUCUACAUAACGAGGAGACCAACAUGUCAUCACCAACCCAGACGGCCACGAAUCAAUCGAAGGGAAAGAUGAAAUCAGAGCAAGAGGGAGCCGACAACGACAAGAACCAACCCCCACCGGUGUGCAUUAUCUGUAUCGGGAUGGCUGGGAGUGGGAAGACGACGUUCGUACAAAGGUUGAAUUCGUACCUUCACUCGAUCAAAAAACCUCCAUAUAUCUUGAACCUCGAUCCAGCCGUGAGUAGCUUGCCAUUCCAGCCGAAUAUCGAUAUCCGGGAUACGGUGAAUUAUAAACAGGUCAUGAAACAGUACAACCUUGGUCCGAACGGUGGGAUCUUGACUUCGUUGAAUCUGUUUACGACCAAGUUUGAUCAAGUCUUGAGUUAUGUCGAAAAGCGAUCAUCAUCGACCGAUUUUGUUCUGAUCGAUACACCUGGUCAAAUCGAAAUCUUUACCUGGUCUGCCUCAGGUGCUAUCAUCACCGAUGCGAUCGCCUCAUCCCUACCAACGGUGGUGGCUUAUAUCAUUGAUACCCCCAGGACGACUGCCCCUGCGACGUUUAUGAGUAAUAUGUUAUAUGCCUGCUCAAUUCUGUACAAGACCAGGCUUCCGUUCCUUUUGGUGUUUAAUAAGACCGACGUCCAAGCUCACGAUUUCGCAUUAGAGUGGAUGGAGGAUUUUGAAAGUUUCCAACAGGCUCUUGUUGCUCAAAACCAAUCGAAUGAGAGUGAGGGUGGGAGUGGUUAUAUGAGUAGUUUGAUGAAUAGUAUGAGUCUUGUGCUCGAUGAGUUUUAUAAGAACCUCCGAGCCGUUGGAUGUUCUGCUAUGACUGGCUUUGGCAUGAAGGAGUUUUUUGAAGCGGUUGAUGAAGCAAGACAGGAAUAUGAAAAUGAUUAUCGACCUGAACUAGUUCGACGACAGGAGGAGAGGGAACGGUUGAAGGAGGAGAAGAAGAAUGAAAGUCUGGAGAAGUUGGUUAAAGAUCUAAAGCUGUCUUCUGACUCUUCUGCUAUGGCGGCUUCCAAAGCUAAGAAAAACACCGAAGCCAAGGAUCCUACCGAGCUCCGAGCUGACGAGUUGAGUGAAUGGGAAGAAGCAGAUGGACGUACUCUUGAUAAGCAGGAUGUUAGUGAGGCUGCCAUGCCUGAGCCUACUAAGCGGCUUGAUAGUAUGGGUCUUGAGUCUGAUGGUGGAGGUGGUCAGUGGCCUGCACCACGAUGAAGUCCAUCUUGACUCUGCUCCUGUUGAAAUUGUUGUUGUUGUUUUUUUUUUUUUUUGUUUUUUUUUUUGAAAUGCACUCUUUAUAAUUUUGUGCUUUCAACUGCUUGAAGUUAGCAC
Messenger RNA from Puccinia graminis f. sp. tritici CRL 75-36-700-3, 1358 nucleotides. RefSeq lists its product as uncharacterized. NCBI's taxonomy places the organism in Eukaryota, Fungi, Basidiomycota, Pucciniomycetes, Pucciniales, Pucciniaceae. Gene Ontology annotation, molecular function: GTPase activity. Bases 45 to 1241 code for a protein of 398 amino acids. The transcript has 8 exons. The record is from RefSeq and is a predicted model, not a curated record.